This is a messenger RNA of Arabidopsis arenosa, 4681 nucleotides long. The record is from the annotation of a GenBank genome assembly. Lineage: Eukaryota; Viridiplantae; Streptophyta; Magnoliopsida; Brassicales; Brassicaceae.
GGUUUCAUUUAGCUGAGCAUUGGAUUUGAAGCUUCCAAAUGGGAACUCCAGUUAACAUCAUUGUAGGCUCUCAUGUUUGGAUUGAAGACUCCGAUGUGGCUUGGAUUGAUGGUCUGGUUGAAAAGAUCAAUGGACAAGAUGUUGAGAUCACCGCAAAGUUGUCAAAGAUAUACCCAAAAGAUAUGGAAGCACCUGCUGGUGGAGUUGAUGACAUGACAAAGCUAUCUUACUUGCACGAGCCUGGUGUUCUUCAGAACUUAAAGAUCAGAUAUGAACUUAAUGAGAUUUAUACAUACACCGGAAAUAUCCUUAUCGCUAUUAAUCCUUUUCAACGACUGCCGCACAUUUAUGAUGCCCAUAUGAUGCAACAGUAUAAGGGAGCACCAUUUGGAGAAUUAAGUCCUCAUGUUUUUGCAGUUGCUGAUGUUGCAUACAGGGCAAUGAUCAACGAGGGAAAAAGCAAUUCUAUUCUUGUAAGUGGUGAGAGUGGAGCAGGAAAAACUGAAACCACGAAGAUGCUUAUGAGAUACCUUGCUUAUCUUGGAGGUCGUGCUGUCACAGAAGGCCGUACAGUUGAACAACAAGUUCUUGAAUCAAAUCCUGUCCUUGAGGCCUUUGGUAAUGCCAAAACUGUCAGGAAUAACAAUUCCAGUCGGUUUGGUAAAUUUGUUGAAAUCCAAUUUGAUAAGCAAGGAAGAAUAUCUGGAGCUGCAGUAAGGACAUAUCUACUAGAGAGGUCUCGUGUUUGUCAGAUUUCUGAUCCCGAGCGCAACUACCACUGUUUUUAUCUUCUAUGUGCUGCACCACAGGAGGAGAUCGAAAAAUACAAGUUGGGUCACCCGAAGACGUUUCAUUAUCUGAACCAGUCGAAAUGCUUCGAACUUGUUGGUAUAAGUGAUGCUCAUGAUUAUAUUGCGACAAGAAGAGCAAUGGAUAUUGUCGGGAUGAGCGAAAAGGAACAGGAAGCAAUUUUCAGAGUGGUUGCUGCAAUUCUGCACAUUGGCAACAUUGAAUUUACCAAGGGAAAAGAAGUGGAUUCAUCAGUCCCCAAAGAUGACAAGUCGAAAUUUCAUCUUAACACAGUGGCAGAACUUCUCAUGUGCGAUGUAAAGGCGCUUGAAGAUGCACUGUGUAAACGUGUUAUGGUCACACCUGAGGAAGUUAUCAAGAGAAGUCUAGAUCCACAGAGUGCUUUAAUCAGCAGAGAUGGUCUAGCUAAGACUAUCUAUUCUAGAUUAUUCGAUUGGUUGGUAGAAAAGAUCAACGUCUCAAUUGGCCAAGAUGCAAAUUCUAAAUCACUCAUUGGAGUCCUCGAUAUAUACGGUUUCGAGAGCUUUAAAACAAAUAGUUUUGAACAGUUCUGUAUUAAUUUCACAAAUGAGAAGUUGCAGCAACAUUUCAAUCAGCACGUUUUCAAGAUGGAACAGGAGGAAUACACAAAAGAAGCAAUAGAUUGGAGCUACAUUGAAUUUGUGGACAAUCAAGAUGUUCUUGAUCUUAUUGAAAAGAAACCUGGUGGAAUCGUGGCACUCCUUGAUGAAGCUUGCAUGUUUCCGAAGUCGACCCAUGAAACAUUUGCCAACAAGCUUUAUCAAACUUUUAAGACCCACAAGAGGUUCAUCAAGCCAAAACUCUCUCGAACAGAUUUUGCAGUUGCCCAUUAUGCUGGAGAAGUCCAGUAUCAGUCUGAUCUAUUUCUGGACAAAAACAAGGAUUAUGUUAUCCCUGAACAUCAAGAUUUGUUGGGUGCUUCCAAAUGUCCUUUUGUUGUGGGCCUCUUUCCUCCGCUCCCGGAAGAAACAUCGAAAUCUUCAAAGUUUUCAUCCAUUGGCUCUCGCUUUAAGAUGCAACUCCAGCAACUGAUGGAAACAUUAAACUCUACCGAGCCUCACUACAUCAGAUGUGUGAAGCCCAAUAACCUUUUGAAGCCUGCCGUAUUUGAGAAUGUCAACAUCAUGCAGCAACUCCGGUGUGGUGGUGUUUUGGAAGCGAUCAGAAUCAGUUGUGCGGGGUAUCCCACUCGUAAACCUUUCUUUGAGUUCAUUAACCGUUUUGGACUUCUAUAUCCUCGAGCUCUAGAAGGGAACUACGAGGAGAAGGCUGCAUCGCAAAAGAUCUUGGACAAUAUUGGACUCAAAGGAUACCAGGUUGGUAAAACUAAGGUAUUUUUAAGGGCGGGCCAGAUGGCUGAACUCGACGCGAGAAGAACUCUGGUUCUUAGUGCUGCUGCCAAAAAAAUUCAGAGACGAAUACGGACUCAUCAGGCCCAAAAACGGUUCAUUUUACUAAGAAAAGCCACCAUAUCUCUCCAAGCUUUAUGCAGAGGAAGACUUUCAUCCAAACUUUACGAGAACUUGAGAAGACAAGCUGCUGCUGUGAAGAUUCAGAAGAAUGCUCGGAGAUUACAUUCUAGAAAAUCAUACAAAAACCUCCAUGUAGCGGCGCUUGUUGUACAAACAGGUUUAAGAGCAAUGGCUGCUCAUAAACAAUUCAGAUUCAGGAAGCAAACAAAGGCUGCUACAACUAUUCAGGCUCAGUUGCGGUGUCACAGAGCAACCAUGUACUACAAGAAGCUUAAGAAAGGAGUGAUCCUGUCUCAGACACGAUGGAGAGGCAAACUUGCAAGGAGAGAACUUCGACAGCUCAAAAUGGCUUCGAGGGAAACAGGCGCACUGAAAGAGGCAAAGGAUAUGCUUGAAAAGAAAGUCGAAGAACUCACAUACCGUGCACAGUUGGAGAAACGCUCAAGGGUUGACCUGGAAGAAGAAAAGAAUCAGGAGAUAAAGAAACUGCAGAGUUCAUUAGAGGAAAUGCGGAAGAAAGUAGAUGAAACAAAUGUGCUUCUUGUUAAGGAACGUGAAGCUGCUAAGAAGGCCAUUGAAGAAGCGCCUCCUGUCGUGACAGAAACGCAAGUCUUGGUUGAAGAUACCCAAAAGAUUGAAGCAUUGACAGAAGAAGUGGAGGGUCUUAAGGCUAAUCUUGAACACGAGAAACAAAGGGCCGAUGAUGCAGCAAGGAAAUUUGAUGAAGCUCAAGAGUCUAACGAGGACAGAAAGAAAAAGUUGGAAGAAACAGAGAAAAAAGCUCAGCAGCUCCAAGAGUCUGUGACAAGGUUGGAGGAAAAAUGUAACAAUUUAGAAUCAGAGAAUAAAGUGUUACGACAACAAGCUGUGUCCAUUGCACCAAAUAAGUUUCUCUCUGGCCGGUCCAGGUCGAUUUUACAGAGAGGUUCAGAGAGUGGUCAUCUAUCAGUUGAUGCAAGGCCAAGUUUGGAUCUGCAUAGCCAUUCAAUUAACCGUAGGGAUCUCUCUGAAGUGGACGAUAAGCCACAGAAAUCACUAAACGAGAAGCAGCAAGAAAACCAAGAGCUGCUUAUUCGUUGCAUUGUUCAACACUUGGGUUUCCAAGGGAAACGACCUGUUACAGCAUGUAUCAUAUACAAAUGCUUAUUGCAAUGGCGGUCAUUUGAAGUUGAAAGAACUAGUGUCUUUGAUAGGAUCAUUCAGACAAUAGGACAAGCAAUUGAGACGCAAGAUAACAACAAUAUACUAGCAUACUGGUUAUCCAAUGCCUCAACAUUGCUUUUACUCCUCCAACGCACGCUUAAAGCUAGUGGAGCAGCAGGAAUGGCUCCACAGCGCCGUCGCUCAUCUUCUGCCACUCUCUUUGGGAGGAUGACUCAGAGCUUUCGUGGCACACCUCAAGGUGUGAAUCUUGCCAUGAUAAAUGGUGGAGUGGAUACCUUAAGGCAAGUUGAGGCGAAAUACCCAGCUCUACUCUUCAAGCAACAGCUAACAGCUUAUGUUGAGAAAAUAUACGGAAUGAUUCGUGAUAACUUGAAGAAAGAGAUUUCUCCACUCCUUGGAUUGUGCAUUCAGGCACCAAGAACAUCAAGAGCAAGUUUAGUGAAAGGGGCAUCUCGUUCUGUUGGCAACACCGCAGCACAGCAAGCAUUGAUCGCCCAUUGGCAAGGAAUUGUCAAGAGCCUUACGAACUUCCUCAACAAUCUGAAAUCGAACCACGUUCCUCCAUUCUUGGUCCGGAAGGUGUUCACGCAGAUCUUCUCAUUCAUCAAUGUUCAACUGUUUAAUAGUCUUUUGUUAAGACGGGAGUGUUGUUCAUUUAGCAAUGGGGAAUACGUAAAAGCAGGAUUAGCUGAAUUGGAGCACUGGUGUUACAAUGCAACAGAUGAAUAUGCGGGUUCUUCUUGGGAUGAGCUGAAGCAUAUCAGACAGGCCAUCGGGUUUCUGGUCAUUCACCAAAAACCGAAAAAAACCUUGGACGAGAUAAGUCAUGAGCUGUGUCCGGUGCUCAGCAUUCAACAACUAUACCGAAUAAGUACGAUGUAUUGGGACGACAAGUACGGAACUCACAGUGUAUCCCCAGACGUGAUAGCAAAUAUGAGAGUACUAAUGACAGAAGAUUCAAACAAUGCUGUUAGCAACUCUUUUCUCUUGGAUGACGAUUCGAGCAUUCCUUUCUCGGUUGAUGAUUUGUCGAAAUCGAUGGAGCGGAUAGAGAUCGGAGAUGUAGAACCACCGCCUCUCAUCCGAGAGAAUUCUGGUUUUAGCUUUCUAUUGCCAUGUUCUGACUAAUAAAAGAUAAAUUGGUUCAAUAAGUUUACACCACCACUGUGUAGUUGUAAUAAUCCUUCUCUUUUGAAUAGAGGUGUCAAUAAGUU